AUGCACAGCUCUGACGUGGCCUGUCCCACCUCUCCCACAGAUGAGGAGCUGCACAGCCAAGGGAAUCCCGCUGCAAGUAACGCCAGCAACGGACUGGGAAAGAACACCACUGCUCACAAUGAGUUUGACACCAUUGUCCUGCCCGUGCUUUACCUCAUCAUAUUUGUGGCAAGCAUCUUGCUGAAUGGUCUAGCAGUGUGGAUCUUCUUCCACAUUAGGAAUAAAACCAGCUUCAUAUUUUAUCUCAAGAACAUCGUGGUUGCUGACCUCAUAAUGACCCUGACUUUUCCAUUUCGGAUAGUCCAUGACGCAGGAUUUGGACCCUGGUACUUCAAGUUUAUCCUCUGCAGAUACACUUCCAUUUUGUUUUAUGGACACAUGUACACUUCCAUCGUGUUUCUUGGGCUGAUAAGCAUUGAUCGCUAUCUGAAGGUGGUGAAGCCAUUUGGGGACUCUCGCAUGUACAGCAUAACCUUCACGAAGGUUUUAUCUGUUUGUGUCUGGGUGAUCAUGGCUGUUUUGUCCUUGCCAAACAUCAUCCUAACAAACGUCCAACCAACUACAGAAAACAUUCAUGACUGCAUGACACUUAAAAGUCCCUUGGGAGUCAAAUGGCACAAUGCGGUCAUUUAUGUCAACAGCUGCUUGUUUGUGGCCGUGCUGGGGAUCCUGAUCGGGUGCUACAUAGCCAUAUCCCGGUACAUCCACAAAUCCAGCAGGCAGUUCAUAAGCCAGUCAAGUCGCAAGCGAAAACACAACCAGAGCAUCCGGGUGGUUGUGGCUGUGUUUUUCACCUGCUUUCUACCCUAUCACUUGUGCAGAAUUCCUUUUACUUUUAGUGACUUAGACAGACAUUUAGAUGAAUCUGCACACAAAAUCUUGUAUUACUGCAAAGAAAUGACACUUUUCUUGUCUGCAUGCAACGUGUGCCUGGAUCCGAUAAUUUACUUUUUCAUGUGUAGGUCAUUUUCAAGAAGACUAUUCAAGAAAUCAAACAUCAGAACAAGGAGCGAAAGCAUCAGAUCACUGCAAAGUGUCAGAAGAUCGGAAGUCCGCAUAUAUUAUGAUUAUACUGAUGUGUAGGAGUUAAAGGCCACGGGGUCCUCUCUCUUUUGUUGAAGUCAAUAUGUACAAACUGUAAAUAAAUGUUUCUUUUGAUUA
This is a messenger RNA of Artibeus jamaicensis (Jamaican fruit-eating bat), 1161 nucleotides long. RefSeq names its product G protein-coupled receptor 87 (gene GPR87). NCBI's taxonomy places the organism in Eukaryota, Metazoa, Chordata, Mammalia, Chiroptera, Phyllostomidae. The transcript has a single exon. The coding region runs from base 1 to 1083 and encodes 360 amino acids. Gene Ontology annotation, molecular function: G protein-coupled purinergic nucleotide receptor activity. Gene Ontology annotation, cellular component: membrane. The record is from RefSeq and is a predicted model, not a curated record. Gene Ontology annotation, biological process: G protein-coupled receptor signaling pathway.